AUGAUUGCCUCAGCCAAUGCCCCGGCUGAUGUGGUCUACCCAAAAGGCAUGAAGUUUGCCAUAUUAAUGAUUUCGCUCUAUAUCAGCAUGUUCCUGGUUGCCUUGGACAAACUCAUCAUCUCGACUGCUAUUCCCGCCAUCACGAACGAGUUCCAUGCUGCGAGUGACAUUGGUUGGUAUGGCACAGCUUACCUUCUUACCAACUGUGCCUUCUUGUUAGUAUUUGGCAAACUAUACACCAUCUUGGAUAUCAAGAUGACCUUUAUGACUGCCAUGGUACUCUUUGAAAUUGGCUCAGCUAUCUGUGGUGCUGCCCCAAACUCGAUUGCUUUCAUCAUUGGAAGAGCUGUCGCAGGUCUAGGUGGUGCUGGUACGCAAUCGGGUAUCCUUGUCAUCAUUGUCUAUGCUGUCCCCCUUGAGAAGCGACCUCAGUACCAGGGUCUCUUCGGUGCAGUCUUUGGAGUCGCUUCAGCUAUUGGACCUGUCAUUGGAGGUGUCUUCACAACUCACGUCACUUGGAGAUGGUGCUUCUACAUCAACCUUCCCCUUGGCGCCGUUGUCUUGACCUUUGUCUUCCUAUUUCUCCAGGUUCCUCGCCAAUCGACUGAGAAGACCGGUCUCAUGUACAAGCUCCAGCAGCUAAACGUACUCGGCUUGGUUGCUCUCAUCCCUGGUGUUGUUUGCCUCUGCCUGGCUCUCCAAUGGGGUGGAUUCGAGUACAGCUGGAACAAUGUUCGUAUUAUUGGUUUGCUCGUGGUUGCUUUCACCCUCCUCAUCGCUUUUGUCCUCAUCCAGAUCUGGAAGCCCGAACAAGCAACUGUCCCUCCUCACAUCUUCGCCAAGCGCAGCAUUUUCGGUGGCUUUUGGGUGAGCUUUUGUAUCGGUGCGCAUCAGACACUGUUGAUUUACUUCCUCCCUGUCUGGUUCCAGGUAAUCAACGGAGAUUCUGCCAUGAACAGUGGUAUUCAUCUCUUGGCCAUGGUACUUGCUCUUGUUGUUGGAUCCAUCAUCAGCGGUGUCCUCACCUCUCGCAUUGGAUAUUAUAUGCCGUUCCUCAUUGCCGGAAUCUGCAUCUCUUCCAUCGGUGCUGGCCUUUUCACUAUCCUUGGCACCAAUGCCUCAGAAGGCCAAUGGAUUGGGUAUCAGAUUGUAUAUGGCUUUGGUCUCGGUGCCUGUUCCCAGGCUCCCAACAUGGCUGCCCAGACUGUUCUUCCACGCAAUCAGGUAUCGAUUGGUGCUUCACUCGUCAUCUUUGCCCAAACACUCUCUGGUGCCAUCUUCGUUUCUGUUGGCACCAACGUGCUCGAUGGAGAAUUGGCCAAGCGUUUGUCCGCUUUCACAAGCGUUACUGCUAAGCAGAUCGAGUCCGCUGGCUUGACAGGUCUUCUCGAGACUAUCCCUGAGAAGUUCCACAAAGAUACAUUGACUGCCUACAACGAUUCGCUACACGUUUGCUUUCGUGUUGCACUCAUCAUGGCUUGCCUGCCUAUCUUGGGGGCGUUGGCUAUGGAGUGGGCCAGCGUGAAGAAAGAAGCAGUCGAGACAACAAAAGAGAGUGGCAAUGAGGCAGAGGAGAAGUCGGUUGUUUGA
Molecule: messenger RNA, 1590 nt
Organism: Fusarium subglutinans
Lineage: Eukaryota; Fungi; Ascomycota; Sordariomycetes; Hypocreales; Nectriaceae
Product: major facilitator superfamily transporter
Exons: 4
Coding region: 1-1590 (529 amino acids)
Biological process (GO): transmembrane transport
Molecular function (GO): transmembrane transporter activity
Source: RefSeq, a predicted model, not a curated record